Messenger RNA from Pyrus x bretschneideri (Chinese white pear), 672 nucleotides. RefSeq lists its product as uncharacterized. The record is from RefSeq and is a predicted model, not a curated record. The coding region runs from base 1 to 672 and encodes 223 amino acids. Lineage: Eukaryota; Viridiplantae; Streptophyta; Magnoliopsida; Rosales; Rosaceae. The transcript is spliced from 2 exons.
AUGGGGAAGAAUUACAAGGACCAAGUUUGGUGUGAUGUAGUUUCUAUGGAUAUUUGUCACAUACUCCUAGGAAGACCAUGGAAAUUUGAUAGGCGCACUACCUAUGAUGGUCACAAAAACACCUUUACCUUUCGAAUGGGAAAAAGUGAGAUUGUUCUCUUACCUGGCAAGAAAGAAGCAGCUAUUCCAAAAAUCCAGCAAGAGAAAGGUAACCAUUGUCUUACUUUGUCCAAAUUCUUAAAAGAAAGUGAAGAUAUAGGUAUUAUGUAUAUGUUGGUUGCUAAGGAAGCAGGGAAAUCCACAAAUGUCUCUAGAAAAGUAGAGCUUGUCUUGGACGAAUUCAAAGAUGUUAUCUCGGAUGAGUUGCCUAGUGGUCUUCCCCCACUUAGAGACAUCCAGCACCAAAUAGAUUUGAUUUCUGGUUCAAACCUUCCAAACAAAGAUCACUACCGCAUGAGUCUUAAAGAGCACAAGGAGCUGAAAAGACAAGUUUCAAAAUUGCUUGAGAAAGGUUAUAUCAGAGAAAGCAUGAGUUCGUGUACGGACAGUCGUGCUAUCAAUCGAAUCACUAUCAAAUAUAGGUUCCCUAUUUCGAGGGUUGAUGAUAUGUUCGACAGGCUUGUUAGUGCCAAAGUAAUCUCCAAGAUUGAUCUUCGAAGUGGGUACCACUAA